Messenger RNA from Gadus macrocephalus (Pacific cod), 2119 nucleotides. RefSeq names its product coiled-coil domain containing 65 (gene drc2). Gene Ontology annotation, biological process: regulation of cilium movement; axonemal dynein complex assembly; cilium-dependent cell motility. Gene Ontology annotation, cellular component: axonemal dynein complex; axoneme. NCBI's taxonomy places the organism in Eukaryota, Metazoa, Chordata, Actinopteri, Gadiformes, Gadidae. The transcript is spliced from 9 exons. The record is from RefSeq and is a predicted model, not a curated record. Bases 530 to 1990 code for a protein of 486 amino acids.
AUCCUCUUUACAUUAGCUUCGGAGUGGGUCGUUGGGGCCCGCCCCGUUAGAGAAAACUGUCAUCAGCACCAGAAAACAGCUGGAGAGGAGACCACCGCUGGUUGUGUACAUUACCGGCCGCGGGCGUGUUGGUUUGCUACAGGGUUAGCGCGUGGUGUGAUGCUCGGAGCGGUGCAGGUGAGCGGUGUUAGUCCCGAGGCCUUUAACCCCUAGGAGCAGUAGGCGGGAGGUGCUCCUGAGGCAGUUAACCCCUCCGUAACCAUGCGCUCCCGGCCCAUCAGAUAAAACCAAACACUGUUCUCGACUCUCGUUUUGUACAAACGCCGAUUUUUUUUAUAUACACAUUAGGAUAAAAUUAUUGAAAACAACAAUCAAGAGUAGUCGUGAGUGUUUAAAUAUAAAGUUGUAUUGAUUGACCUCAUAUGGCCCGCCUCGGUUGCUAGGAAACAGUCCACAACAGGAAGCUCCUCCAGCUACGGUUUCAUUGGCAAACUAAACAAACGUCUCAGAACCGGCCGAGGGUCUCAGGAUGCCGAAGAAGGGCUCCAAGAAGGACGGUGGGGGGAAGGGGUCCGGGAUGACGGAGGAGGAGAGGGUCGUCUUCCUGCAGCAGAGGGCCGAGGCAGAGAAGGACAACGCCAAGAGGAAGGAAGAGAUGCUCACUCAGUUCCUCAAGGACAAGCUGCAGAAGGAGGAGAAGAACACGGCGGUCAACCUGCACAAGCUCACCCAGCAGUGGCGGGUCGUCCUCCGCCGGGCCCGGGGGGCGGAGCUGUGCCGGGAAGUGGACAUCGUCAGCCAGACCUUCGAGAGGGUGCUGGACCGCAGAGACAGCGUCGUCAAGUGCCUGGUGGGGGACCUGAGCGAGGCGGAGCAGCAGUUUGGUCUGGCCCUGCGCUCCCAGCUGCACUACGUGGACCGCUUGCUGGCGCUUCAGACGGGGAGGCUGGCCUUCUUCCAGCAGCGCUGGGACGGGGACCUCCAGGAGCUGGGCACGGAGUUCAGCGCGGAGCGGGAGCUGAUCUACUCCCUGCAUCGGCGCGACUGCACCUAUCUGGAGGACGUGAGCGCGGCCAUGGAGCUCCACCGCAGCGAGGCCGACGACCUGGGCCGGCUCGACUACCAGAGCACCAGGGACGAGAUCAAGACCAAGUACAUCAGUGAGAAGCACGCGCUGGUGGUGCAGAUGGACCAGGUGAUGCGGCAGGUCCGUCAGGGCAUGGGCGUCACCGAGGAUCAGCGCACCGCCCUGAACAACCUCCUGCUGAGCGACCAGCGACGCGCCCAGGAGAUAGACGUGCAGAUGAAGAGGCUGCAGAAGAUGCAGGAGUCGAUCGCCGCCCUCCGGAGGCCCGACCCCGGCCAGAAGGAGCGCGAGGCGGUGGCCCGGGACCUGAGGGCCACCAAGGAGGCGGUGACCCAGCAGACCCGCGAGCUCAAGGCCCGGCUGGGCCACGCCCGCCUGCUGGACAGGAAGCGGCUCACCGCCCUCAGCGUUCAGAGCAGCGCCGCCGCCAAGCAGCUCCAGGGCCUCGUCACCAAGGGAGGGAAGAGCUUGCGUCGGGCCGAGAUGUGCCGGCGGUUUGAAUCGGAGCACGAGAAGGUUCUGCCGUUCUACGCCUCGUCCUUAACGCCCGAGGAACAGAGCCGGGAGGAGCAGCGGGCGAUGGAGCCGCCCUCCGAGGAGCUCGCACGGGCCCUGAUGGACUACUCGGACCUGGCCCGCUUCUGGCAGCGCUACAACAAGGUCCUGCUGGAGCGCCUGGUCCUGGAGAAGGAGAAGGAGGUCCUGACGCAGGAGAACCGGCAGCUGCAGGGCCUCCUGCGGCAGUACAUGGACGGCAUCUCCGUCAGCGACGAGACCCUCCGGCGGCAGAACCCCCUGCUCAUGGUGUCGCGGCCCACCCUGGCCCCGCCCCCCGGCACCGAGCGACGGCCCCCCCGGCACACGGCCGUGGAGGCGGUGCACGUGAUUCAGAACGCGCGCUGAUGCCGUGAGAGGCUGUGGGGGAAGAAGCGGGUUCACGGCUGGUGGAUGUUGUUGUGUGUAGCGUGUGGUCUGUUCUCCGGCUGAUAAAGAGGGUCUGUGCCCAGUGGGAUUAUAAAUAAAGCAACAAAA